GGUAAUACACAACCUGGCGGUCUUCCUCCACUUGGUGGCUCUGGUGGUGAUGAUAAGAAAGAGGAUAAGGAUAAAGACAAAAAAAAGAAAUGGGAACCACCACUUCCCACUCGUGUUGGUAAAAAAAAAGAAGAGGACCCGAUGCGACUCUUUCCCACAACGCGGUGUCGAUUGAAACUAUUAAAAAUGGAGCGUAUAAAAGAUUACUUGUUAAUGGAGGAAGAAUUUGUUCAGAAUCAAGAGAGAUUAAAACCACAAGAGGAAAAAGCUCAAGAAGAAAGAACUCGCGUAGAUGAUUUACGUGGAUCCCCAAUGGGUGUUGGCUCCUUGGAGGAAAUCAUUGACGAUGAUCACGCGAUAGUUUCUUCUUCUACGGGUCCAGAAUAUUAUGUUAGCAUAUUAUCAUUUGUAGAUAAAGAUUUGUUGGAACCAGGAUGUUCAAUUUUGUUACAUCAUAAGGCAUUACUUCAAGAUGAUACAGAUCCGAUGGUUAGCGUUAUGAAACUUGAAAAAGCGCCUACAGAAUCAUAUGCAGAUAUUGGAGGUUUAGAACAACAAAUUCAAGAAAUCAAAGAAUCAGUAGAACUACCACUAACACAUCCAGAACUUUACGAAGAAAUGGGUAUAAAGCCACCAAAAGGAGUUAUCUUGUAUGGAGUCCCAGGAACAGGUAAAACACUUUUGGCUAAAGCUGUGGCGAAUCAAACAUCCGCAACAUUUUUGCGUGUAGUGGGAUCAGAAUUGAUUCAAAAAUAUCUUGGAGAUGGACCAAAACUUGUACGUGAAUUAUUUCGUGUUGCCGAAGAACACGCGCCUUCUAUUGUUUUCAUUGAUGAAAUUGAUGCUAUUGGAACUAAACGAUAUGAUUCUAAUUCGGGCGGAGAAAGAGAAAUUCAAAGAACCAUGUUAGAACUUCUAAACCAGUUAGACGGGUUUGAUUCUAGAGGAGAUGUAAAGGUUGUCAUGGCAACAAAUCGUAUUGAAUCAUUAGAUCCUGCACUAAUUCGACCAGGACGUAUUGAUCGAAAAAUAGAAUUUCCGCUUCCAGACGUAAAAACGAAACGUCGUAUUUUUAAUAUUCAUACCGGAAGAAUGACAUUGUCAGAGGAUGUGGAUCUUGAAGAAUUUGUAAUGUCUAAAGAUGAUUUGAGCGGAGCUGAUAUUAAGGCUAUAUGUACCGAAGCUGGUUUGUUGGCUCUACGGGAACGUCGUAUGAAAGUAAUCGCAGAAGAUCUUAGAAAAGCGCGAGAAAAAGUCCUUUAUCGUAAAUCUGAAGGCACACCCGAAGGACUUUACCUAUAA
Molecule: messenger RNA, 1302 nt
Organism: Scutellospora calospora
Lineage: Eukaryota; Fungi; Glomeromycota; Glomeromycetes; Diversisporales; Gigasporaceae
Source: the annotation of a GenBank genome assembly